Molecule: messenger RNA, 658 nt
Organism: Prorocentrum cordatum
Lineage: Eukaryota; Dinophyceae; Prorocentrales; Prorocentraceae
Source: the annotation of a GenBank genome assembly
CUCUGCUCCUCUCCUGCGCCGUCUGGCCGGCGCGAUCUCUGCAAGCCGUGCGCCCCACCGCACGAUGCAGUGCGUCCCAGCCAGGGCAGGGCGGGGCAGCGGGCAGUGCUGGCAGCAGGGCCUUCUCUGCCUAUGCGAAACUGCGCGGUGCACUGGGGUGACGCGUACCUGGUGGGACGAGUCACUCCAGAUGAGGACGAGGAGGAGGGAAGAAGGAGGCAGUGGACCGGGGAAGAGGAGGAGGAGGAGGCGCACUGCCCGACCGGACGGACCGGUGGAUGCACGAGCCCGCGGGGCAUGGGCGGCGGACCGCACGGGGCGGGUGAGACCAGGCUGCUGCGCGCAGGCGCCAGCUGGGGCUGCCAGCUGGGGCCAGCAGGGGCGCCAGCUGUGGCAGCUGGGGGCAGCUCGGCCUCUGGGCCAUGUCGAAAACUUGAAAAACAGCUUCGCUAUCACAAGGGGCGCCGCCACCUUUCUGGCAACACCUUCACAUUUGUCUCAAUACAACUAUGCGCUGGCCGAGCCUUGCGCGCACAGACCAGCGCAUGCUAACAGUGCAAUAGAAAAGGUUGAUAGCGUUCGCAAGGCAACUCGGGAUCACAUGUGCCUAAACGAAAACAUGUUCCGGUUGAGGGCCACAAUGCAAUCCACGAGAAGU